Molecule: messenger RNA, 1719 nt
Organism: Aspergillus aculeatus ATCC 16872
Lineage: Eukaryota; Fungi; Ascomycota; Eurotiomycetes; Eurotiales; Aspergillaceae
Exons: 2
Coding region: 1-1719 (572 amino acids)
Source: RefSeq, a predicted model, not a curated record
AUGCGUUCAUCUGCCUGGGUCCCCUUGACGGGGCUAGCAGCACUCGCCCAUGGAGCCAGCUUGAGCGAUAUCUGCACUACCAGCUACGCCACUACUGCAUUCCCGGCCACCGACCUCAUCCCCGGCAUCACCCUCGAUCCAUCGUCCAUCACCACCGCGCUCGUCACCAACAGCUCCGUCACGAGUGACUUCUACCCCUCCUCUGUCAUCGACUAUUGCAAUGUCACCUUCGCGUACUCGCACAAUGGCCGCGACGACCAGGUCUAUCUCCAGAUCUGGCUGCCCGACCCGUCCAUCUUCCAGAACCGGUGGUUGUCCACAGGGGGUGGUGGUUACGCGAUCAACUCCGGAUCCAGCUCUCUCCCUGGAGGCAUCAUCUACGGCGCCGCGUCGGGCCUCACCGACGGCGGCUUCGGAUCCUUCGAUACCAACGCCGAUGCCGCGAUGCUGCUGGCCAAUUACACCCUCGACUACGAGACCCUCUACAUGUUCGCCUACAAGGCGCACUGGGAACUCACCAAGAUCGGCAAGGCCUUCACCAGGAAUGUCUACAAUGUGACCGACGACGAGAAGCUGUACGCCUACUACCAGGGUUGCUCCGAGGGCGGUCGCGAGGGCUGGAGCCAGGUUCAGCGGUAUGGCGACGAGUGGGAUGGAGCUGCCAUCGGCGCCCCAGCCUUCCGGUGGAGCUUCCAACAGACGCAGCACCUAUGGAGCAACGUCGUCGAGCAAACCCUGGACUACUACCCGCCGCCGUGCGAGUUGGAGAAGAUCGUCAACGCGACCAUCACUGCGUGCGACCCGCUCGACGGUAAGACAGACGGGGUGGUGGCGCGCUCCGACCUGUGCGCGCUGCACUUCAACAUCAGCAGUCUGAUCGGCGAGGCGUACUCGUGCGCCGCGACGGCGGGCAGCCACUACUCAAGCGCGACGCCGGCGCAGAACGGCACGGUGUCGGCGCAGGGCAUCCAGGUGGCGCAGACGAUUCUGGACGGGACGCACGACUCGGCGGGCAAGCGGGUGUACUUUUCGUACCAGCCGGCGGCGGCGUUCGACGACGCGGCGACGCAGUACAACAGCACGACGGGCCAGUGGGGGCUGGAGAUCGACCAGCUGGGCGGCGAGCACAUCGGCCUGCUGGUGUACGAGAACGGAACGACGCUCGACAGCCUGGCCGGCGUCACCUACGACACCCUCAAGGACUGGAUGAUCUCCGGCCUCCUGCAGUACUACAGCACCCUGCAGACCACCUGGCCCGACCUGACCCCCUUCCACACCGCCGGCGGCAAGGUCAUCCACUUCCACGGCGAGGCCGACGCCUCCAUCCCCACGGCCUCCUCCGUCCGCUACUGGGAGUCCGUCCGCAGCGUCAUGUACCCGUCCCUGUCCUACAACGCCAGCGCCGCCGCCCUGAACGACUGGUACCGCCUCUUCCUCGUGCCCGGCGCCGCCCACUGCGCCACCAACGACGCCAUGCCCAACGGGCCCUUCCCGAACAAGAAUCUCGAGGUCUUGAUCGACUGGGUCGAGAAUGGCGUCGUGCCCGUCACGCUGAACGGCACCGUGCUGCAGGGCGAGAACGAGGGCCAGGAGCAGCCGAUCUGCGCGUGGCCGCUGCGGCCCCUCUGGAACGGGGACGAGUUGGAGUGUGUCUAUGACCAGGCUUCCAUCGAUACCUGGCACUAUGACUUGAAUGCGGUGCCGGUGCCGGUUUACUAA